GCGCCAACUAGUCCUCCUUACCGAAAAAUAAUUAGAAAAACUGCAAAAGAAAAUGAACUCAAAUAUCUCCGUUUGCUGUUUAUCUCUGAUGUUACUGCUUCAUUUCAUAGGAGCCAAACCUGUUUCUGAUCUACAGAGUUUGAAGCAGCUUUUAGAAGAGGAGAUCAACACCGCACCAUAUUACUCCUCCUCCUCUUCGGAGGAGGAGAUGAGAGAUGGAAACACAGACAAGUCGGUGUUCGGAGCUCCAGAGGAGCACCCGUGGGACUCCUCCAACCCCAGCAACUCGGCUCUGUCAGCUAAAGAAAAUGUCCUCGCGCGUCUCUUGAAAGACCUCGUGAGGACCUCCAAGCGCUCGUGGAGCCGGUACAAGAAAGGCGGGCUGCGGAGCUGCUUCGGGGUCCGGCUGGAGAGGAUUGGCUCCUUUAGCGGGCUGGGAUGCUAA
This is a messenger RNA of Cottoperca gobio, 445 nucleotides long. RefSeq names its product natriuretic peptide A-like (gene nppal). The coding region runs from base 53 to 445 and encodes 130 amino acids. The transcript has 2 exons. Gene Ontology annotation, cellular component: extracellular region. Gene Ontology annotation, molecular function: hormone activity. NCBI's taxonomy places the organism in Eukaryota, Metazoa, Chordata, Actinopteri, Perciformes, Bovichtidae. Gene Ontology annotation, biological process: receptor guanylyl cyclase signaling pathway; cGMP biosynthetic process. The record is from RefSeq and is a predicted model, not a curated record.